Molecule: messenger RNA, 507 nt
Organism: Caenorhabditis angaria
Lineage: Eukaryota; Metazoa; Nematoda; Chromadorea; Rhabditida; Rhabditidae
Source: the annotation of a GenBank genome assembly
AUGACAAGCAAUAAAGAAACAAGAACAACAGAAGUUGAAGUUAGAAGAUGGUUCGAUGAUGUCAUAAAUGAUAAGAAAUAUUUUUCUGCUAGAAUCCUUGAAAAUUUUGCAAAUACAAUUGGCCAAAAUGUGGAAAUAACUGCUAAAGUUGGUGUUAUGGUAUUCCUAAUUUUGCUAAUUUUUGUAAAAGAAGUAAGUCAAUUUGCCAUAAUAUUUAGAUUUUCUUCUCAUUUUUUCUUUCAGGCUCAUUUACUCGCCAACUUUGCAAUCAUACUUAUUCCAUUUCUUCAAACUUAUGUUUAUCCAUCAGAAAAACCAACUCCAAAUAUUCAUUUUAUUCAUCAUAUUAUAUUUGGAUGUUCAGUUUUAUUUGAUAGAAUUCUCGAAUUAAUUCCAUGUUAUUAUGUUUUGAAAGUGGCACUUUUUGUUGCUCUUUAUCAUCCGCCAUCAAAUAGAUGUAUUGAUAAUAUCGAAAGUUUAUUGGUCAAAAUUGCAGGAAAAAACUGA